Messenger RNA from Anisakis simplex (herring worm), 411 nucleotides. NCBI's taxonomy places the organism in Eukaryota, Metazoa, Nematoda, Chromadorea, Rhabditida, Anisakidae. The record is from the annotation of a GenBank genome assembly.
AUGGUUGAUUUAAGGAACGGUGGCGGAAUAGAGAAUUCGUCAGAUAUUGAGAAUCGGAAUCCAGUUAACGGUGUUGACGAUGACGCUAGAGACGAUGGCGAUAGCGACGAUUUGUUCGUCGAUGCCAAUCAGUUUUUCGUCCACCCUGUCCAUCCGUUGCAACAGCAAAUUCCACGAAAACAAUCGCAAAGGUUGACGGAUGAAGUAGAAAAUCGUGAUUUGAAUGAUCAAGCAUAUGAACGUAAAACAAGAAACCGUAAGCGAAAGGUCAUCAGUGGUUAUAAAAUUGUUCACUGUGAAGGAUGUAACUGUAGAAAAAGACCGAAAAAUAAUUCACCAUCGAAACGCUUCGAUGAACAUCAAACUGACGACGUCUCCAGAUCAGCAGGUAAUAUUCUGAACCUCUCAUAA